AUGAAGUCCCGCCUGGCUUCGCCCCUAUUUUUGUACCUCCUUCAAGUCGUCGUCCGGUGCGCCGUCGGUGAAUCGACUGGCGCCCCGACCACCUCGGAGUCGAUGGACGCGACGACGGCGAUGCUCGUGGGGAUCGGAAUUGGCGGGGUGGCCGUGCUCGUACUCGUGCUCAUCUUUGUCGUCGCAUUCUGCAUCUGGAUCCGGAAGAAGCGGAAGGCCCGUCUAGCUGGCCGUGCCGACUCGAACAGCAACUCGAAGGGCAUCUCCCCGGGCGUCGAGGCGAAGAAGUUCGGCCCCGGCGAGCAGAAACUCGACGCCGUUGAGGCCGAGCCGACCGUCGACAUG
Molecule: messenger RNA, 345 nt
Organism: Mesorhabditis spiculigera
Lineage: Eukaryota; Metazoa; Nematoda; Chromadorea; Rhabditida; Rhabditidae
Source: the annotation of a GenBank genome assembly